AAAGAAAAGCGAGAACAGGCGCGACAUAUUUUGCGACUCCUUUCUUUUCGUCGCGGUGUCUGAGGCGCGACGAUUAGAUAAGGCUACAGUUCAUAGUACGUCCGAGAUGCAGACCUCAUAAGAGACCGGGGUGCUCGAGGCCCAGCCUCAGUUAAAGCUGCGUGUGCAAACCGACAAUUAAAGACGGGACGAGUAGUUUCUCCGCGAUUGUUGUCGGCAUAGCGCCCUAAUUUUCGUGUAUGUUGUGUCACUUCUAUCGCUACAUCCGCUUCCGACGAGAAAAAGAGAUCUUCUAUUCGCGAUCGACUCUCGGGGAGAACGAUCUCGCGCCUCAUCCUUCUCUUCCUUCGCUGAAAUAACCGACAGUUAUUUCCCAAGUCCGAGGUAUGAGUCCUGGGUACAAGGAUUUCUACCGAUCGGCUGGGCCCCGCGAUUCGUAACCCUCUCGGACGGGGUUUCCAAGAGCGAAACACCGAACGGGAAACAAAGAUGCCCGCCUGCUCGAGCGAGAGUUCGUCCAGAUUAUGGUCCUCCAGCCCGCCGAUGUCGCGAAGUAGCAGCGCGUCGCCGUCGCUACCCGGCACACCGUUGUCCACAUCGCCACCCCGAAUGUCGCCCGUGUCCAUGUUGAAGCGCACGACGUCGAACGUGAUCGUGUCGACGUCCAACGCGCCGAUCAAUCUCUCCCGGGCAUCGUCGCUCUCGAGUAUGCCGACGGUGAUCCUGUCCCUGAGACGACAGCAGCAGCAGCAACAUCAGCAAAGGACAUUAGCGGCGGAUAGUCGGAACGUCGAGCGGAGCAGCGACUCCAUACUGUCGAGGAUCAUGUUUUGGUACUUCGGACUUCUGUCGGGGCUACUUCGGGGUGUUUUCAACGUCAUCGGCUACGCGAUCUGGGCGCCUGCCCUCUGGGCGUCCGCCUGGGUCUGCUUGUUCUGGGUGAUUUUACAACUGCCGCUGACCGCUCUCAAGUGGUUCAUCACCGUGCUGCACACCCCGGCGUACGAGAGAUCGCGCAACAAGCGGUGCGUGUUGAUCAGUGGUGGUAGCACGGUACAGGCGGUGCAUCUGGCGCGUAAUUUCUACAAAGCCGGCGCUCGAGUGGUGGUGUGCGAUCUCGAGGGCCUGUUUGGCCUGGCUAGAUUCUCCACUGCCUGCUCCAAGUAUUACACGAUACCGCGGCCCGGGCCCAGAAACGUCGUCGAGUACAUAAAGGCGCUGCGUGAUAUCGUCCAGCGCGAGCGGGUGGCCUAUUAUAUACCGGUGAGCGCCGCCAGCACCGCGUACUACGACGCCCUGGCGAAGCCGCACCUGGAGAUCAUGGGCUGCGAGUGCUUCGUGCCCGAUGCCAGCGAGGUAACCGCGUUGGACGACCCGUUGGAGCUGCUGCGCCGCUGCCGCAUGCUCGGCCUUCCGACUCCGCAGCACUUUCUGCUGCGAUCGAUGCAGGAUCUGUCCGCGCUCUACGAACGGAACGCAUUCCGCACCGGCAGGUACAUGAUGCUAGCCGCUGGUCCCGCGGGGAUGCGCGAUCGCGCCAAGAUCCUAUUACCGCCCACCGUCAGGGAGUUCCGGAAUCAGCAGCACGAGAUCAGCGAGAGGCGACCGUGGGUGGUGACCCGCGAUCCCGGCGGAGAUCACUUCAUCACCUGCACCACCCUCAAGGAUUCACGGAUCGUGGCGAACGUGACCUGCCGAGUGGACGAGGACCAGGGCCUCAUUCCCGAGGAACGCCCGGAGGUCAUGCGGUGGCUCGAGCAGUUCUUCGCCCGUUCCUUCGGCGGCAGGAUCAACGGUCACAUGAGCUUCCGGCUGGCGGUGUCGGAGGAGACGGGCGAGCUGGUCGCCAUCGGCUGCCGCGUGGGCGUGAGUCUACCCUACAUCUGCCACACGGGGAUACAUCCGCGCUUGGUGUGGAAACCCUGUCGACAUUUCUCCAGACAGAACUCGGCGUUGCUCGGCACAUCGAGCCGGCAGUUGCUGCCCGACGCCGUGGCGAGUGCUCUCAAACAAACGGCCAGCGAGACCGCGCCCCAUCUUCUCGGCACGGUGCUGGACAAGAGGGAGUCGCUCUUCGUGUAUUGGGACCCGUUGCCCUACUGCGCCUACUAUCAUCUUCAAUUGCCGUUUCGGCGUGUCGCGGAGGCCAUCAGGACGCAGCACAACCCACCCCUGGGGGUGGUGCAAUAGGACUCUCCCCUAAAGUGAAAGCCUUUCUUGCAUUGAGAUCCCUCUCUGUUCCGCCUACCAUUAUUCGUAGUUGCACUUUAGACACUACGUUUCGCGAGCGCACAACUGAUCCUUAGCCCGUGAUGCAAUCAAGGGGUUGAAGUGCAGCUAGCAACUGGAUCUCAACGUCAGUCGCGUCUCCGAGAAGAAAAUGUGCCAAAGAGGAGAUUCGCGGACGAAUCCCGGACGAGACCGUACUUACUUUUUUUUUCGUGAGUAAUUGUGUAGAGUGUGAUAGAUAUUAUUUAUUGGAGAACAAUGUAUCUUACGCGCGACAUCCGUUUCACACGCGGCUAAUCGGCAAAGAGCUACGUAUUCCCUUGUUACAUUACCUUGCAUCGCAUUGCAACACAUAAGUGAAUAUGAGACUCUAAUAUGAUUCCACGCAUAGAGUGCGUGUGUGAAAGAGAGAGAGAGAAAGGGAGCGCGUAUACGUAUGCGUGUAUUUCAUUCCACUUUUUCUUAUUAAUUAACUAUAAUAUAAACAUAUAGCGGUACUUUGCUCCGACGAGAGGAGAGAAGAGACACGGUAGUUGUGCGUCAAUUCGAGAACUAGGAAGUAAGAACCUGGCAAGGGCACCGUUUCGUGUAUGAGAGAGAAGAGAGAGAGAGAGAGAGAGCGUGCGCGCGUGAGAGUCAAUGGGGGAACCGGCGAUCGCGGAUUUUAACGAAAGUAAACGAGUUAAAAAUAGGCGCAAAGGUCAAGUUCGGCUCAAGUAAUCGGUUUGAAAAAGAAAAAAGAAGAGAAAACAGUAAUGUGGCGGUUCUGCGUCGCGCGCCGUGCGUGUUGCCACUCGAAACUCUGCCUCGAUUGGGGAAACGUAUGGGGGAGGAGCGCGAUUGGACACACGGAUGAAAAAACAUAUGCUCUCCGCGGGUUACGCGCUAUCAAUACUGAUUGUACUAAACGGGAGACUGUUGCGCCGUGCGUGAUUAAUAUAUUCCUAUCUCUCUGUAGACUGACACAGCAACCGUCCGUACAAUAACGGCGGACGAGGGGGAAGAAGGAGACUGAUUCCUCCGGAGAAGCCGGUUAACUCUAAUCUCUCACCUCCUUCGCUAUGUUUUAUCGCGCGGCUGCGAUCGCGAGAAGCAAAGCUAUCUCGUCGGCGAUGCAAUUUGCUCAAGUUGCUGUCGAUCGAGCCGAGGAUGCUCACAUCGACAGGGGGUCACAUCGAUGCGAGGAGAUAAGUAUUUAAAACGACGCUUAUCACCCGUGCAAGUGUGCGAACUAGCGAUAUCCUGGAGAGGACAAUCUUCGAUCUUUCCAUCUAAUUAUAGAAUUAAAAUCGAUAGCAAUAUUUUCGUGUAUGCGUAAUAACAAACGACGUUUGUACAACCGCUGAUAGGACUAUUUAUGAACUAUUGUGCACCCAGACCAAUAGGUUCCGGCGAUGCAAACCUCGUUGUUAACGUUGUGCGAGAGAAAGAGAGAGAGAGAGCGUGCGCGCUCACGAAUAUGAUUGCUUGCUACAUGUUUUGUAAAUACCAGCGCAUAAUCGAUCGAAGUGACUUAACCCUUCCGAUAUCGUUUCUUUCUUUUACAUGAAAGAAGGAAUGAGGUAUUUAUAUUGAUAAGUUCAUAAAACGCGUUUCGAUUUUCUUACAUUACAUCAGAUUUAGCGAUCCUCACAAUUGAAACGUAUCUCAGUACUUCGCAAUAAAACGAAUGAUUAUUUAUUACUUUUUUAUUCUCGGAUAAACUUUUCGAAUAUUCUUCGGGAUCAUACACAUCAAGAUGUAUCCUAAUGAUAUCGAAAGGAUUAACGAAUAAUAGGUCUGUCUGGAUUACUUAAUGUAUUUCAUCGCGUAAGUUUCAAUCAUUUUGAAAGACCAGCUUUGAAGAGAAUUCUUCGAAAUACUCUAAGAAGAUAUAAUCUAUAUUACUCCUCUGUUGAGAGAGAAAGAGAGAGAGGGAGAGAGAGAGAGAGAGAGAGAGAGAGAGAGAGAGAGAGAGAAUAUAAUCAUUGUUAGUCUUUUGUUAAUAAAUGUCCAAAAGAUAUCGAACCAUA
Molecule: messenger RNA, 4241 nt
Organism: Vollenhovia emeryi
Lineage: Eukaryota; Metazoa; Arthropoda; Insecta; Hymenoptera; Formicidae
Exons: 1
Coding region: 490-2190 (566 amino acids)
Source: RefSeq, a predicted model, not a curated record